CGCUUUACUCUACAACGGCGGUCCUUGUGAGGUAGGUCGCUCAAGGCUCGCAACCCCUUCGUUAAAUCCGGAUAUCACAACGGGUUCAAGUCAGGCCGCAGAAUUUCAACGUGUCUGGAGUGUAACUGGAAAUACCGAAGCCGCGUCAAACGUCACACUACCACGGCGGACGUAACGGAGUGCAUCGUGAAAUUGUCGCAUGACAAAGGAACUUUAAUUCCUGAUGAAAUUCCCACAUCCAACCAUUCGAAUUUGAGGUGUUGAACUCGUUCCAGCGGCAUGUCAGAAAAAAUGUACUAUUGGGGAGAGGAACGGGAGGCGGCGGACUCGGAGCAGACCUUCAUCGAGUUCAAGGCGAAACCCUCGUCAGCAGGAGAGUCGUCACGGGCAAUCCCGAAGAUGGUGGUGUCGCCGCCGCAAGGGGAGAUAACGGGCGCUAGUAGUCGGGGUGAGGACGCGGAACGCGGUGGCUGGGACAACAAGCUGGACUUCCUGUUCUCGUGCAUCAGCGUCUCGGUGGGCCUCGGAAACGUCUGGAGGUUUCCUUACCUCUGCUACAAGAAUGGAGGAGGUGCUUUCCUCGUCACUUAUGGAAUCGCGAUGAUCUUUUGCGGAAUUCCGAUAUUCUUCCAGGAGGUUGCGAUCGGUCAGUACCUCGGCGCCGGUGGAAUGACCCUCGUCGGUCAGCUGUGCCCUUUGCUCCAAGGGGUCGGCUACGCGACCAUGACGAUCGUCUUCUUCCUGGACGUUUACUACUGCAUCAUCAUCGCCUGGACCUUGUUCUACCUGAUCGCAACCUUCGCCAAUCUUCCCGGACUGCCUUGGAGCGGUUGUGGUAACUGGUGGAACACGGAAAGCUGCUUCAGCGCCGAGGAGGCUAUUCAGGAUCUCGAGAAACACGCGAACGCGACAACAUCGACGUCGAGCAAUCAGACCGUGCACCAUACAACGCCAGUCGAGGAGUAUUGGGAUCGACGCGUUCUUGGAAUAACUGGAGGCAUCGAGGAAAUCGGUGGAAUGCAGUGGGAACUCCUGGGGUGUCUAGUUUUAGGCUGGCUACUAGUAUACGCAAUAAUACGACGCGGGCUUCAUCAGAGCGGCAAGAUCAUCUGGUUUUCGGCCCUCUUUCCGUACGUAGUACUGUUCAUUCUUCUCGGUCGUGCCGUGACCUUGGACGGUGCUGCGGAUGGGCUUCUUUACUACGUAACACCGCGAUGGAAGGAGCUACUGACUCCUGGACCCUGGAUCGACGGUGCGACGCAGAUAUUCUUCGCUUACAGCAUCGGGACUGGGGCUCUUCCGGCUCUCGGAUCGUACAACAAGUUCCAUCACAACUGUUACAAGGACGCUCUGAUCACCUGCGUCGUCAACACUCUGACCUGUCUGCUGGCCGGUUGCGUCACCUUCUCCAUCCUCGGCCACAUUGCCAUGGAACAGAACACCGAGGUAUCCGAAGUCGUCAAAAGCGGACCUGGCCUCGUUUUCCUGACCUACCCCGAAGUUGUGCUCAAGCUGCCUGGAGCACCAAUUUGGGCGAUAAUAUUCUUCGUCAUGCUUAUAAUUCUUGGCAUAGACAGCGAGUUCUGUAUCGUGGAAUCGUUCAUCACCGGUGUCGUUGACAAUUGGCCCGACACCCUUCGCCCUCAUCGUAACAAGUUUACGGUCGCCAUAUGCUUGCUGAUGUUCUGCAUGGGGGUUCCCAUGGUCACGCACGGCGGAGUCUAUAUCUUUCAGUUGAUGGACUUCUACUCGGCGAGCGGAAUGUCGAUCCUCUGGGUUUGCUUCUUUCAAACAAUAGCGAUAUCGUGGAUAUUCGGCACUCGGAAGUUUUGUGACUGUGUUCAUCAGAUGAUGGGUAUUCGUCCCAAUAAAUUCUGGUACAUAUGCUGGCUGGUUUUUGCCCCUGUUGUUAUGGCGUUUAUAUUCGUAUUUCAAUGCGUCCAAUACAAGCCGUUGAAGUACGGCAGUACUUACGAAUACCCAUUGUGGGCUGAGGUGGUUGGGUUCAUUCUUAGUUUCUCGUCUAUGAUUUGGAUACCAGCCUACGCCGUGUACUACGUCAUUGCAUCGCCAGGAUCGUUCAUGGAGAAUAUCCUGAAGGGAUUGAAGCCGAACAUAAAAUCCAGAGCUAAACUACCGAAGGGUGAAAAAUCUGCGAUCAUUCCCAUGUCCGAGAGUAGCGCCGGCCUGAUUUCAAAAAACAACAGCUUUCUCAGUCAGUAACGAUACCCGAACGAGCCCGCAGGGCGUUUGACAGGAUAUACCGAAGUGUGAUGGGGGUUUAUGUGUUUAUACGUGUGCCUGUAUCUGCACACCCAUGUAUAUGCGUAUAUUCAUAUAAAUACUUCGUGGGGAUUCCGUCUUGUGUGUACAGGCGCAACGCAGUGAUACAUAACGUAGCAUUACACGACGAAAACGUCGAACACGACAUCGAGGAGACAAGUAAGUCAAUCAAACGCUGUGGGUUCGUUAAUGCUGGUAUACCUAUUCUGACGAGAAAGGAGCGACGAAAUGCAGAGCAAGGUAGGAAUAUAUUUGUUGCGCGAAAAAAAAAACAUGCGGUAGUUACCGCUAUACAAUUUGUGAGACUAUAAAAUUGUUGACGUUAUUAUUAGUAUUGUUAUUAUUAUUAUAUUAUUUUUAUUAUUAUCGUUAUGAUGGAAAGUAAUGUGUAAAAUAGUCUAGAGUCGCAAACUAGACAUUGACGAUCAUUUAGUUUUAUCGGAUCCGCAAAAAGGAAUAAACGAAAAGCGUGGUUCUUGCGAUUAGAAAAGCUUAAUUGUAGGACGGAUUCAGCGUUUAUAGUUAUCGUUGCUUGUACAAACAUACCUUACGUUUUAGGAAUUAAAACAUAGUCCGGCUAUAUAAUUCAACGAAUCAAACGCUAUUCAUUUAAGGCAAUUAUACGUGUAGCCAUGAUAAAUUAAGAAGAAAAGAUAUAUAUCAAUAACUUUUCCAAACCGCUGUGCGGUGAUAUUUUUAUCAGCGUUGUGGUGAGUGAUAUUUUAAGUGCUGGAAUUAGAUUAUCGAAGAUUUGAACGACAGUUAAACGGCCAGAUUCGUUUGAUUUUGGAACCAGACUGUGGAGGGAUUUUGUUCUCAUGAAUAUAAUGUAAUAUCUGUACAUAAUCUUUUAUCUACAUGUUAUUGAUACAAUCAAGCGUGCAUUUUUUUACGACACCAAAGAUUUUUUGUUCGUUUAUACUAUUUUUUUUCCCCAAUCUUUCUUCAAUAUGAGCCGCGUGGCUUCUGAUCAAAAUUGUACGAAUACCUAUACAAUAUCUACACUUUAAUGUCAGAAUUAAGAUCUGAUGGGUUCCUAUAGAACUUAGAAAUAAGACUCAAUACGUCGCGUAAUUUGAACACGAGAAGGCUUUUUACGUACACGAAUAAUCGAUUAAGUGUUCAAUUUUUGUAACAGAAAUCUAUUACGCGAACCUUCAAUUUCAGAAAGGUUUUUUCAAUCAUAUCCUGUGUCUUUUUUUUUCCCAACAUUUUAUCGUCUAACUGCCAUCAAUAAAAGACUAGGAAGUUUCGAUUCCGCCAAAUGCUCAAUAGGAUGUACCAUAUCUGUAUACAAUGUCGCUGAAUUGAAGGCGAUUUCAUAUUUAACGUACAGCUCGACUCGUGUUCGUUUGUGUUGACGUGUUUUACAGAUCGUAAUUCAAAACGAUAUACAGAAAAUUUAUGUAGACUUCAGUGUACAGUUUAUAUGUACGUAUUAGUUAGUUUAAAAAAAAAGAAGAAAUACAUCCGUAAUUUAUUGUUGUAUAUCUGAUCACUAUAUUUUAUAGACAUUAAAGAGCAAUACU
Molecule: messenger RNA, 3812 nt
Organism: Neodiprion fabricii
Lineage: Eukaryota; Metazoa; Arthropoda; Insecta; Hymenoptera; Diprionidae
Product: sodium- and chloride-dependent GABA transporter 1-like
Exons: 11
Coding region: 280-2223 (647 amino acids)
Biological process (GO): sodium ion transmembrane transport
Cellular component (GO): membrane
Source: RefSeq, a predicted model, not a curated record